AUGCAAACGAGAAAUUUCAUUAAAUAUUGGUCAGCACUUUUAAGUGCCUUACUGGUUUUCUUAGGUUACGUGUUUUACACAUUUAAUGUUAAAACAUACCGUGGUAAUCAGUCGAGUUUGAAAAAAGAACAAUCCACAUAUAUUCAGAUUCCUUCUCUACGAGUUCAAAGAAAAGGAUUAAUAAUUUUUGGUCAGGAUCGCUCUGGGACGACCUUUAUAAGUGCAAUGUUUGCAAACGAUCCACAAAUAUUCAUGGUGUACGAGCCGCUCUGGAUAACUCAAAGAUGGUUUUUUUACGAAAACCAGUAUUAUCAUCGUUGCAUAAGUUGCGAACUUCAAGUAGUAAGUUCCAUUAUGGCUUGUAAUUUCUCACGCUCCCCUGCUUCGACAAAAUUCCUGUCGUAUGUUUCCACUCCCUGGACUGGUGCUCUGCCAGUUAAUAUUUUCGAUACACCAAACUUUUGCAACAAAACUCGGGAUGUAAGGAAUAUAAAUUGUCCCAAACUUGGAAAAAACCCGGGUUUUGUGGAUCGUGUUUGCAAUACAAAGUAUAAACACAGCGUUGUUAAGGUCGCACCCGCAAGGUUACCUCGAGAAAAACUGGCUGAUCUUGUUCCUCGAGUUUUAUUGGAAAAUCCGGAUCUAGACGUGCGAGUGUUACAUCUGGUACGAGAUCCCCGAGGUAACAUUAAUUCUCGAAUUAAUUUAGACUGGGUGAAAGAUUACCCCAGCCCAAAACUACCAUCGACUGCAGCAGACCUAUGUGGUUCAAUUCUUAUUAAUUUAUAUCAUGCGGAUAAAACAUUAACAGACUUGGGACUCAAACACAGGUACAAACUGGUUUUGUACAAGCAGAUUGCUGAUGAUCCGUUGGGGACUGCCAAGGAUAUCUAUGACUUUGCUGGAUUUAAAAUGCCUCUAGAGACAGAACAAUGGGUAUUAGAGACAACAAAACCGAGCGCGGAAACACUUAAGAAGGAACUGGAGAAACCUUAUUCUACAGUGCGGAAUGCUUCAGGAAACGCGGAUAAAUGGAGGGAAGAUGCAUUUUAUUUCAGGAAUCGGAUCAUUGAGAGACAUUGCAAAACUCUAUUGGAUUCAUUAGGCAUGGAGAGAGUUUCCAAACCAAAGUUGGCAAAUCAUAAAUGA
Messenger RNA from Pocillopora meandrina, 1149 nucleotides. Lineage: Eukaryota; Metazoa; Cnidaria; Anthozoa; Scleractinia; Pocilloporidae. The record is from the annotation of a GenBank genome assembly.